AUGUCAAAUUUCAUCGGAGUCCACAAAUGCAACAGGAACAAACCAUUAGUGAUAACGAUAACAGCCUGCCAGAACCUCCACCAGCGUAAAUCCCAACUCCGAUGCCUGCCCGAGCCCCCGCCCAAAUCGAACCCCCUCAUCGUCACCGAGAAAUGCGUCAAUCGCACCUUCACCAAAGACGGCGCCGAGCUCGUCGAAGAAGUGACAAAAACUAUAUCCCAAGCGCCUCUGCAAAGCAGCUGCAGCGGCUGCACGCAAACCGCCCAGGACGACAAGCUGGUCUGCAUCCCGUCGAAAAUCACGCUGAAGCUGCCGGCCGUGCCGCCCCGCUACCACGGCUGCGGCUGCGCCCUGGAAAUCUGCGUGCUGGAGAAGCACAAUCCGCGGUGCCGGUUCCGCAGGCAGAUCGGAUGCGGCAAAUCGGUCGACGACGCCUGCGGCAGCUACGAGGUCAUCGGCAGGAUGAAGUUCAAAACCUGCGACGGGAGCCCGGCGUGCGCGCCGAGGGAGGUGUGCCCGAAGAGCUCGUGCGAGUUGAGCCGGUGUUGUUCGACGGAGAAGAUUUGCUGCAAGCCGAAGAAGAAGUGGUACGAUUGCUUCUGUCAUUUGGUUAACUCUUUAAGAGGGUUCGACGUGUGCAUUCCUUGA
Messenger RNA from Phyllotreta striolata, 648 nucleotides. NCBI's taxonomy places the organism in Eukaryota, Metazoa, Arthropoda, Insecta, Coleoptera, Chrysomelidae. The record is from the annotation of a GenBank genome assembly.